Messenger RNA from Penicillium waksmanii, 2007 nucleotides. RefSeq names its product T6SS phospholipase effector Tle1-like catalytic domain-containing protein. The transcript is spliced from 2 exons. The coding region runs from base 1 to 2007 and encodes 668 amino acids. Lineage: Eukaryota; Fungi; Ascomycota; Eurotiomycetes; Eurotiales; Aspergillaceae. The record is from RefSeq and is a predicted model, not a curated record.
AUGGCGCAACCGAUUCCACAUCACAUCGCCCCCUCGGCGAACCCGAAGCAGUUCGUGCUCUGCUUCGAUGGCACUGGAAACAAGUUCGCCGGUGACGAUUCCGACAGCAAUGUCUUGAAAAUCUUUCGCAUGCUGGACCGCAGCCAAAGUCACCAAUACCAUUACUAUCAACCAGGUAUCGGUACCUACGUGACGACCAAGUCGCUCAGCAGCCAUGGUCGAGUUCAGCGCCUUAAGUCCUGGUAUCAAAAGGCUAAGGACUCUGCUAUUGGCUCUUCCUUCGAUGAGCACGUUAUGGGUGGUUACAAGUUCUUAAUGCGAUACUACUCUCCUGGCGACGAGAUCUUUUUUAUCGGCUUCAGUCGCGGCUCUUACAUCGCGCGAUUCCUCGCCGAGAUGCUGGACUAUAUUGGUCUGCUUGAAGCCGGGAACGAAGAGCUGGUCCGCUUUGCCUGGAAGACGUUUGCCAAGUGGCAGCAGCGCUCAGGCGACACCGAGGAGGAACAGGAGGAAAAGAAGAAGCUCUUCGAGUACAUGAAGGCCUUCCGUGAAACCUUCAGUCGUCCAAUCUCAAGGAUCCGUUUCAUGGGUCUCUUCGAUACUGUCAAUAGUGUACCGCGCUUCGAGAAUGCUUGGAUGCAGCGCAGCAAGUUCCCCUACACCGCGCGCAGUUCCGCUCGCGUCAUUCGACACGCUGUCGGUAUCGAUGAGCGUCGCGCAAAGUUCCGCCAAGAUUUGAUUUCGGGUGCACGUCCAAAGGAAAAUCGACACAAGCACCGUCGCCAUCACUUCGGUCCUCACCGACUCGAGCAGCACCUCCAUCGCCACGAAGAUACCAACCACCACUUACAUAUCCGACACCAAGACCACCCAAAUGGCAAGGCCAAUGCCAAUGCCAAUACAAAUGCCGACCAAGUCCCCUCGAUCCGCCUGGAUGAUGGCACGAAUGGUGUCCCCACCGAAGUGAAUGCCCCGGAAACCCCAGUCGAUGCUCCAGCUUUCCAAACCCCCGGGUGGGGACCUGGUCCUGGCGAAACCUACUACCACCCCGCGCAUUCAUCUCAUGCUGGAAGCGAGGCUAAUCAUGGCGAGAAGCACAAUCGCUAUCGUGCCCCCUCUCCCCGACGCAACAGCCUUCUUGUUCCCAACCCGAACCAAUCGACCGACGACGUGACAUCUGUUCGUAGCGGACAUUCGGGACUCUCCAUCGUAGUUCCCAGCCACGACGGGGACUAUGAUAGCGAUGAGGAUGAACAAGAUAUCCACGAGGUCUGGUUCCCUGGCUGCCACGCUGAUAUUGGUGGAGGAUGGAAGUUGGAUAAUGGCGAGCGGUGGGCGCUGAGCCAUGCGCCCUUGGUCUGGAUGGUGCAGGAAGCUCACAAGGCCGGUCUGGAGCUAGACGAGCGCAAAAUGAAGCAUUUCCAGUGCUUGGAAGAAUAUGACGGCGACUAUAGUCCCAUCCGCGCCGAAAUUGCCGCCCGUCGGCCAAGCCAACAGCCCCAGGAGGACCCUGACGCUUUCCGUGAGACCCCCAACGAGAAGCAGCGCUCUGCUGCAAGCCGCGACUUCUGGAAUGCCCUGCACACUUCCAGUACCGCGGGUCUUCUCCACGACUGCUUGGAAUUCAACCAAGGUCUUCCACCCAUGUCGGUUCUCUCCUGGCGCAUCAUGGAAUGGCUGCCAUUCCGCCGUAUGGACCUUCAGUCUGACGGAUCCUGGAAGCCGAUCUGCUGGCCGCUGCCUCGUGGUGAGGUCCGUGAUGUCCCGCUCGACGCGGAGAUUCACGUUUCCGCCAUUCGUCGCAUGCAACAUAACCCCCAGUACCGUCCUGGCAACGUGAUUGUUGGUGGCGGUGGCCGCGGUGUGCGUUUUGCACCUGAGGAGCACGGCAUGGGCGAUUGGGUGAUUUUCCGCAAUGAGGGUGACAAGGUGCGCGAGACAUACGUACGAAAGGACCAGGCGACCAAAUGCCAGGAGAAGCUUGAGUCCGAUCAUGAGCACCCAUAA